AUGCCUACUUCUGCUCUCAAUCCGUCUGACGGCCCUCUGAACAUCGGCCUUGUCUGCGGCCAUCUCGCCAGGCUUCUCGGAGACAUCCAACCCGUCGACAGUGGUGACCAAAGUGCAGAUACACCGGUCCACGGCACGCACGUAUCAGCUUUACUCCUGGACUUGGCAGAAACGGAGAUUACGCGAAGGUUGGAGGAUGCUGGUGCGGCUGAAGAAAGUGUGCAGUGGCCAAGGGCCAUGACGGGAGCUGUCAAGGAGGAUGUGGACGAAAGAAUCGAGCAGCUCGUGUCGUGGACGAUGUCCGAUGAUGCAGCUGCUCGUGAAUGGCUGCAACAUCACGAGCAGCCAAACUGGGUGCUCGCCCCCAACAGCGCGGACUUCGAAGCCCAGUCAGCUGCGCGUCAGACCUUUCUUGGGAACAUCAUCAAGAGUGCGACCCGAGAGGCCUUUGCGGAUGCUGUCAAACGACUUCGCGCGGCGGUCACGUACGAUUACAUCCAGGCGCUGCGGAGUGUGGAGACGCAAUUCGUGCACAACGACUCCACCAUCAAUCCUCUGUGGGGAAGCGCGAGCAUUCACACCGUGGGAUACGUUGCACGCAGGGCUACCGGCUUUCUCAUCAUCAAUCAGUGGGGAAGCAUCGACAGUACUGCGCUCAACGCAGGCAGCGAGGGAAUCGAAGAAGUUCAUACCGACGAUGCGUGA
This is a messenger RNA of Dioszegia hungarica, 705 nucleotides long. RefSeq lists its product as uncharacterized. The coding region runs from base 1 to 705 and encodes 234 amino acids. NCBI's taxonomy places the organism in Eukaryota, Fungi, Basidiomycota, Tremellomycetes, Tremellales, Bulleribasidiaceae. The record is from RefSeq and is a predicted model, not a curated record. The transcript is spliced from 2 exons.